AUGGUGUGGACGUUUCCCUUCUUUAGGAAGUUUUAUGGCAAACCCAUUGAAGUGAAUGACUGCUAUCAGUGCCCCUCAGAUGACAGGUCACAUGUUUUAGGCAAACGAUUACUAAAACAAUUCUAUAAUGUGAUGCUAUUAAAUUGGGAAAAAGAAGUAGAAAGACAUAAAAAUGGACAAAAGGCCAGACUAUUGAUGGCAGGCUUUCGCACAUUUGGCACACUUUUCAUAAACAUAGGAAUAAACUGUAUCAUAAGACUGGGCCUUCCCGUGUCGUUGGGAUAUAUGAUCCGAUCGCUGACCGAAUGGCAAAAGCAGGUGAAGGCAGGUCUGGUCAAUGAGGACACACCGUUUGAGUGGGACUCCCAUCGGGCGUAUGUCUACUACUGUGCGGCCGCCAUAUGUUUUGUGCAGUUCCUGAACGUACACAUCGGUCACCCGUACUUCUUCGUUAAGGAUCGGUUCGGAAUGCAGAUCCGAUUGGCGCUCACGUAUCUCAUGUACAAUAAAGCUCUCCGUUUGUCUAACGGUGCCCUCAGGAGUACAACGACCGGCACUAUUGUGAACUUACUGUCCAGUGAUGUCUAUCGCUUUGAUUUAGCGCUCAAUUACGUGCACUUUCUGGUGGCCGGUCCCAUACAGAUGCUGGUCAUCAUUGGUAUACUAUGGAUGCAAUUGGGUGUGUCAUGUCUGGCCGGUAUCGCAUAUAUGGUGGUGUAUAUACCGUUUCAGUUAUUUAUGGGCAGUUAUUUCAAGAGUUAUCGGUCGCUGUCACUGAAACUGACAGACAAUCGGUUGAAACUAAUGAAUGAGAUAAUCCCAGCCAUGAGAGUGAUUAAGAUGUAUGUCUGGGAGAAACCAUUUGGUCGUCUCAUAGAGUUGUCUCGAGUCCGAGAGAUCAAAGUGUUUCAGAAGACAGCGGUAUUGAAGAGCAUAAACCUGUCGUUAUAUUUCACUUCUUCUAAGAUAAUGACAUUUCUGUCUAUAAUUGUCUUCAUAUCCAUCGGCGGUGAACUCACUGUUGAGAAUGUGUUCGUUAGUAUAGUAUUGAUAAAUCAGUUGCGAUUAGUUAUGACUUUGUAUUUCCCAAACGGUGUCUCUUUCAGCGCCGAAGCACUCAUUUCUGUCCAACGACUGGAAGAAUUUCUAUUACUCGAUGAAUACGUUCCCAAACAAAUUGAAUAUUCCAAAGAAAACAAAACUGAUUUUAUCAAUAAAAAUAAUAAUAAUGAAACUGCUUAUACAGACAGUAGUGAAAAAAAUGUUGCAAACAUUAGUGUGAAUAACAUUAGUUCAGAGAUCGUUAGUAAAGAGGGAAACGUAUCGCAGAUAUUGAAUGACAUCUCGUUUGAUGUAAAACCGAAAGAACUGACUGUUAUUAUCGGUUCCGUGGGUUCGGGAAAGACAGCGGUUUUGAUGGCAAUACUCAAUGAAUUGAAGACAAAUCGUGGAUCAGUUUCAGUGUCCGGACGGUUGGGUUACUCGAGUCAGGAGUCGUGGAUAUUUCGCGGAACAGUCAAAGAGAAUAUACUCUUUGGUAAAGCAUUUGACGAAAGAAAUUCACUCGUUGUCGUAGUCUUCGUGUUGUCUGUCAUAAGAACCGUCACAUUCUUCACAGUCUGUAUGAGAUCUUCGGUGACAUUACAUAACCGUCUCUUAGAGUCCGUAAUCAGAGCUCCGAUCGCUUUCUUUGACAAAUACCCGAUCGGAAUGAUUCUCAAUCGAGUGUCACGUGAUUUAGGUAUAAUCGAUGACUUACUUCCGUCUAAUGCCUUCGAUAGCAUUCAGAUACUAAUGGAUUGCUUCGCUAUACUUGUGCUCUGCAUUCUUGUUGACUACUGGACAGUAGUUCCCACUCUUGUACUACUAGUGCUCCUUAUAAUUGUCCGACAGUUCACUUUGGGAACCAUUAGGACAUUGAAGAGAGUCGAGGGCACGGCUAGGAGUCCCACACUUAGCCAUUUGGCCUCAACGUUGAACGGCUUGACAACCAUCCGGUCAUUCGGUGCCGAAAAGGACUUCUCAGCCAAGUUUGACAGUCUUCAGGACCAGCACUCGAACACAUACUUCAUGUUUAUGACGUCCACGCGUUGGUUCGGCAUUGUGUUGGAUCAGCUCUGUCUGGUCUACGCUAUAGCCAUAACUAUCACUCACGUGAGCGGCGAUUUGAGCGCCUCGAGUGCCAGCGCUAUCGGACUGACUCUCUCGCAGGCGUUUCAGUUGACUACGAACUUUCAGUGGGGUAUUAGACAGUCGGCUGAAGUCGAGACUCAGAUGACAUCCGUUGAAAGAGUCGAUGAAUUGCGAAGAAUUGACAGAGAAUUUGAGAGUGAAGUCAAACCACCGAAAGGUAUGUGGGGUAUUAGACAGUCGGCUGAAGUCGAGACUCAGAUGACAUCCGUUGAAAGAGUCGAUGAAUUGCGAAGAAUUGACAGAGAAUUUGAGAGUGAAGUCAAACCACCGAAAGACUGGCCAUCAAAAGGACAAAUAGUGAUGAAAGACGUGAGCCUUCAUUACGAGGGAAGCGAUUCUCCAGUUCUUCAUAACAUUAAUCUUGAGAUAAAAGGCGGCGAAACUGUGGGUAUAGUCGCGGCCUGCCCGCGGCCUUUCAGCUUACUGGCGAGGCAGGCCACAAUAUCUCUAGCUGCCGUAGCUGUGGAGACGGUAGUCAAACAGAAUAAACGCUGUUUUGAACCGAUACUAUUCACAGAAACUGUGCGCAAGAAUUUGGAUCCAUUCGGUGACUGUCCGGACGAUCGCAUUUGGGAAGUGUUGGCUAAAGUACAGCUCCAGUCGACGAUCGCUGCCUUUCCCCACAAAUUGGAUCAAAUAGUGUCUGAAAGUGGCGGCAGUUUUAGUGUCGGACAAAAACAGUUGAUAUGUUUGGCGAGAGCUAUACUCAGAGACAAUAAGAUACUAGUCUUAGACGAGGCAACAGCUAAUGUCGACCCCCGAACCGAUGCUUUGAUCCAAAGUGUGAUCCGAAAUGAGUUCAGUUCGUGUACUGUAUUGACAAUCGCUCACAGAUUGCAUACAAUCAUAGACUACGACAAAGUGCUGGUUCUCGACGCAGGAGUCGUCGCACAGUUUGGUUCACCCCUUCAUCUCAUCAAUGAUAGCGACGGUAUCUUUGCUCAGAUGAUUGAGACGACCGGCAAAGACAUGGAACAGUCUCUCAGACAAACAGCUUUGAAAGCAUCCAUCAAAAAACAAAAUCAGAUCAUGGGCGAUUAA
This is a messenger RNA of Medioppia subpectinata, 3234 nucleotides long. The record is from the annotation of a GenBank genome assembly. NCBI's taxonomy places the organism in Eukaryota, Metazoa, Arthropoda, Arachnida, Sarcoptiformes, Oppiidae.